Molecule: messenger RNA, 2846 nt
Organism: Stegastes partitus (bicolor damselfish)
Lineage: Eukaryota; Metazoa; Chordata; Actinopteri; Pomacentridae
Gene: lmf2a
Product: lipase maturation factor 2a
Exons: 14
Coding region: 60-2264 (734 amino acids)
Biological process (GO): protein maturation
Cellular component (GO): endoplasmic reticulum membrane
Source: RefSeq, a predicted model, not a curated record
CCGCUCCUACAGGAACAGGCAGCGGCAAGUCGGCGGUGGAAGUCCAUCCCGAGUCAAAGAUGGGGGAAAUCAUCCUGCCUCGUCGCAUGUUCCUCUGGUGCAUGGCGGUCAUUUAUUUGGCCGCUUUCGUGUCCCUCUACGUGCAGAUACCAGGUCUCUAUGGCAAUGAGGGGCUGCUUCCCGCCCGUCGGCAGCUGCGUUACAGCGGGAAGCCUCUGCUGGAUCAGCUGCUGUCCUCUCCCACCCUUCUGUGGCUGGGACCUCAGCUCGGCCUGGACACCCACACCGCCAUGGAGCUGCUGUGUCUCGUCGGGGCCGCGCUGAGCCUCGCCGCCACGCUGGUGGAAGCUCUACGAGACAGCGUGGUGUUUUUCAUCCUCUGGGCCUUGUACAUUUCCAUGUACCAGGUGGGGCAGGUUUUCCUCUACUUCCAGUGGGACAACUUGCUUCUAGAGACGGGGUUCCUCUGUGUCCUUGUCGCUCCGCUGACAUUGAUCAGGGGGUCACGAGGGGUCAGAGAGCACGAUCGUGUGACCUUCUGGCUGAUUCGUUGGCUGCUCUUCAGACUGAUGUUUGCCUCUGGAGUGGUGAAACUCACAUCACGUUGUCCCACAUGGUGGGGCCUCACAGCUGUGACAUAUCACUAUGAGACUCAGUGCAUCCCCACACCGCUGGCCUGGUUUGCCCACCAGUUGCCAGUCUGGUGGCAGAAGCUGAGUGUGGUGGGAACAUUUGUGAUAGAGAUCGCUGUCCCUUUUCUCUUCUUCAGUCCUCUGCGAAGGCUGAGGCUUGGGGCUUUUUACUUUCAGGUGCUGCUUCAAGUUUUCAUCAUCUUGUCUGGCAACUACAACUUCUUCAACCUGCUGACAUUGACGCUCUGUCUGUCUCUUCUGGACGACCGGCAUGUAAAUUUCUGGCUGCGCAAGGCAGAUAAGACCAAUGAGGAGAACAAUGACUCCAAGCUGUGGUCGUGGCUGUGUUACCUGCUGGAGCUGACAGUCUGGGCUCUCGUGAUCUUUGGGACAAUCAUCUUCUUCGACCUGCAGCUGAAUACAGCUAAGAAUGGCAUCUCUUCCCGGACAGCAUUCACUUACCACCAGUUCAACGAGUUUCUGAAGACUGUUACUAUCCCGAGUGUCUGGAUCGGUGUCCUGUCUCUCACCUGGGAGAUGGUCAGAUCCAUGUUCAGGUGUGCGUGUGUCUCUGGAUUCUUGAAGAGGUUCUGGGGUACGGUCCAGUGGACUCUGUUUGCUGCUGCUAGUGCGUCAAUGUUUGCAGUCAGUCUGGUGCCAUUCACCUAUAUCGAGUAUGACUCUAAUGCCCGGCUGUGGCCAGGAGUGCGUCAGGCGUACAACUUAGUGGAUCGCUACCAGCUGACUAACUCGUACGGUUUGUUCAGAAGGAUGACCGGGGUUGGUGGGCGGCCAGAGGUUGUCAUUGAAGGAAGCCAUGACGGGAUCGAUUGGACGGAGAUUGAGUUCAUGUAUAAGCCAGGGAACCUAAGCGCCUCUCCUCCUGUGGUGACGCCCCAUCAGCCCAGGCUGGACUGGCAAAUGUGGUUUGCUGCUCUCGGGCCUCAUACACAGGCUCCGUGGUUCACCAGCCUGAUGUACAGACUACUGCAAGGCAAAGGAGACGUGAUUGAGCUGAUCCAGACGGAUGUAUCGCAGUAUCCAUUUCUCCAUCAGCCUCCUGCCUACCUCCGAGCUCACCGCUACAGAUACUGGUUCACUGAACCAAAGGCUGACGGGUCUUACCCACAGCGCUGGUGGAGGAGGGUCUACGAUGAGGAAUUCUAUCCCGUGGUGCACUUGGGCAACACUUUCCUGGAGAACAUGCUGAACCAGUAUGGGCUCAAGGACAAAUCGCCCCCACGGCGACCGUCCAACACCGCUGUUGCCCAGGCGGUGAGGUGGAUGCGCUCUCAGAUCAGAGGUGUUCCUGCCCCCACACUAAUCUGGACCCUCCUCGCCUGCAGCGCCACCUUCAGUCUGCUCCAGGGAUUGCGAAGCAGAAACAAAGGCACAGAAAGGACCUCAUGUGCUGAUGCUGACGCUACUGUGAGCGAUCACAAAGAAAAUGUGUCUGACAACUGCGAGAAGUCAGAUGAACAAGAGGAGGAGGAGGAAUACGAUGGAGCAAACAGUGAAGACGACGUAGAGGAAGGAGAAAGUGAGGAGAAGGACGCUGUCAGUGACGACGAAGAGGAUGUGGAGGAAGAUGGCAUUGAAAAAGAGGAUACCCCUGAAAAGAAAAAGUUUUGAAAAAGAUGCAGGUAAUCCCCUCAGUCUGCUAUCACCGCCUGCCUUUAUAGAAUCUCACCAAAAUGACCAAAGAAGUUGUUUUGUGUUUCUGGAUCUGCCACUUAUGGGGAAAAAAAAACACAUUUAUUCUUUCACCUUCACUUUCCUGCACCAUGAAGUACACACCUGUAUGUCACUUAAUCACUCUGGAGCAGUUUUAAUAAUGAUGAAAGCCUUCCUGGUUGGUUCACAUCCCGUCAGAAUAAUCAUGUCUGUUGGAAGCAGAAGAUGGAAUUUAAACUCUAAGCUGAACUCUGAUGUGUCCAUCAGCAGGGUAAAUGUGCUGUGUUUAUGUUAAAGUGCCACACUGUGUCUCCUGAUUGUGCUGUAUGUUGUAUGUUGUGUGUGUGUGUUUACUUGCCUCUUGCUGUAUGUUCAGACCCAAAACAAACAAGCACUUUUACUUUUUUCCACAAAUGAGUGUUUUGUUUUUGUCUUUUUUUUUUUUUAAGUAUUAGAAAUGAAACACCACACAGAACACUGCAGGUCUUUUAAAACAUUUUUAAACAUCAAAAUACAAUAAAAUAAAAAUAAUCAUUUGUA